UCCAUUUGGAGAGUUUUGUCUUCUAAACCCUAAUCCCUCUCCACUACCUUCCUUGCUCGACACUCGGUGUCGCAGCGCAUGGGACGAGAAUCAUCUGUCCCUUCGUUGAUAGCCGAAUCUGUUCCCGUCCAUUGAAACUCAUUAACUCCAGUCACUGGUUUAGCGUGGUCUGCCAUAGGUACUGUAAAGAACGUUUCUGGAGUGACUGCAGUUGGGAUUGAGAAGGCCUGUUACCUCUGCCACUGUCGAGCCGUGCAUGCAAAUCUGUGAGCUCGGGCGAGGGCGAGGGCGAGCAGAAGCGAGACGACGAACAGCGCAAGAGAAGAGAGAAGAGAGAAGAGAGAAGAGGAAGUGGACGAGGAAGUGGAAGGGACGAAGUCGGAAGCGAGCGAGCGGAGGAGGGCACGAGGAGGACGCCAGGAGCAGAUUGUGUCCUUUUCUCGUCGUUUUAGCCAGAGCGAGAAGGCCAUAGCCGGAACGAGGAAGGAAGAAAGGACGGAGGGAGGGCAGGGCGGAGGAUUGGUUGGGUGCUGCCGGAAUGGAAGUUUGAGGGUCAGGCCGAGGAUGGUGGAAUCGGGGGUGCGAUAGACGUCGGUGCGUGCUGGAGAGGUCGAGGCCAGGCCAGGCCAGCGAGUAGUAGCCCGUGGUUUGUCGGGUGGACGAUUUUCGACGAGGGUUUCGGAUUUCGGAUUUGCGACACAGAUUUCGAGGCAGGACGAGGGGCGGGCGAGGGGAUGGAGAGAAGGGGCCGUGCGGUGAUUGACCCGAAGGUUAGGCAGGUUGGAUUUGUGACGCCCGGGGAAGGCACCGAUUUGAUUAAUUUAGCAAUUCCUCUGGAACAAGGUGCCAAUUCUCCGUCCCCGGUGCUAAUCCCCCCGGUGCGCAUCAACGACGGGGCCUCUGUUGCUCCUGCGAAAGCUGCACCCAUGCCUGUGCCGUCUCCCACUUCCAGAAGGCAUCCCACCGUGGACGUCAAUUUGCCUCUAGGUAGCUACAAUCCGGCCGAUUCUGUGCUCGGUAGCUCUAACACUCCCUCGAGCGGCAAGGCAGGAAGCCAUGGUGAGAGUUUGCGGUCAUCUGCAACAUUCAUUGAACUCCAAAGUGAAACCUCUGAUUAUCCUACAGUGGGAAGUGGCACCAUUGCUCCUGUGCUUAUCACUGAGAAAGGACCACCACCACCCCUUCAUAUCCCGCCUGGUGGAAGCUCGCCUCUUACCCCUAUGAAUGUUCAAGCUGAUAAAGGCAAAAGUCAAAAGGUUGGUUUAGAUGAGAAGGCCAAGGAGGGGAAGACCAAGAGUUUGAAGGAGAGAACAUCUAAGGCCGAAAGGAGAGCCGCCCAAGAAGCACAGCGUGCUGCGAAGAAAGCAGCCGAAGAGUCUGGUGGAAGCAAGCCAACAAAAGGCGACGUUGGUGGCACAGGAGCAAGUCAGAAGGAUUCCAAGGCCUCCAAGGGUACACAUCAGAAAACUAAUAGUGCGGAAAGGAGAACUUCUUCAAGUGGGAAGCCAGCAGACAAAGGGCAGGAGAAAGAAAAGAAGAAGGAUGUACCAGCCCCUCGGAUGCAAUUUGAUGAUGCGGAACGAGUCGCCAAGGCCAAGAAGCGUUCCCUGGUGGAGCAAACUGAGACGAAAAACAGGGUGGAGCUCUUCAGACAUCUCCCGCAGUUUGUCCAUGGGACUCAACUUCCCUCUCUUGAAUCCAAGUUUUUCCAAGACGAAUCUAUGCAUCCCCACCCAGCCAUAUACAAGGUCGGCCUUCAAUAUCUUACUGGAGAUUUGGUUGGGGGAAAUGCACGGUGCGUGGCAAUGUUGAUGGCCUUUCGAGAAAUGAUCCAGGAUUACAGCACCCCGCCGGAAAAGAUUUUUGUUCGAGAUUUGACACAGAAGAUCAACAGUCAUGUGUCGUUUCUGAACACUUGCAGGCCCUUGGCUAUCAGUAUGGGAAAUGCGAUCAAGUUCUUGAAAACGAGGGUAGUUAACCUUGCAGAAGAGUUGUCAGAGGCUGAGGCAAAAGCAUCACUCAUUGCGGAAAUCGACCGCUUUAUUCAGGAGAAAAUUUUGUACGCGGACAAGGAAAUUGUCAAACAUGCAGUCCAGAAAAUUCGAGACGGUGAUGUCUGUCUUACCUAUGGGUCAUCGUGCGUAGUUGAGAUGAUUCUUCUCAAAGCACACGAGAUGGGAAAGAAGUUCAGAGUUGUUGUCGUCGACUCAAGACCGAAGUUAGAAGGUAAAAGACUUUUGAAGAGGCUCCUCUCCGAGGGGCUUGACUGCACAUACACUUACAUCAACGCUAUGUCGUACAUCAUGCAAGAAGUGACGCGAGUAUUUCUCGGUGCCGCAUCUGUCUUGGCUAACGGAACGGUCUACUCAAGAGUUGGAACAGCGAGUGUUGCAAUGGUCGCACAUGCUUUUAGUGUUCCCGUCAUGAUCUGCUGCGAAACUUACAAGUUUCAUGAAAGGGUCCAACUGGACUCUAUCACUGCAAAUGAACUAGGAAAUCCUGAUGCUCUUGUGAAAGUAUGGGGAAGAAGAGACUUGACGGAUCUUGAAGGAUGGAGUCCGGAAGACAAGCACCUGCAGCUGCUAAAUUUGACGUACGAUGCAACUCCUUCGGAUUACGUGGCGAUGGUAAUUACAGAGCUUGGCAUGGUGCCACCGUCCAGUGUUCCUGUCAUUUUAAGAGAAUACAGAAGAGAGCUUCCGGGUUAGUCUAUCAAGUUUUGGCUCCAAGUUUUGCCUUCAAAUGUUGCUGUACCUUGCGAAGUUGGGGCCACACAGACAACUUGAUACUUGUGUGGCUUUCGUCCACGCCGCUGCAGCCUUGUCACUCUUCAAGAGUUUUUGACAGUAGGGUAUUCCCUAGUUUUAUCGGGUUUGAGAAAAUCCACAUGUAUUGCCACAUGUGGUCGAGAACAGUAGCGCUGCCUCCAGAAACGUACGAGAAAGAUAUAGAAGAUCAAUUGAGUUAAAGUUUCUCAAUCAUUUGAGCUGGGUAUGUCGUCGAGGCAGAGGAAAGCGCCGUGUCACGUCUAACCAUCAGAGUCUAACUUAAGUAUGUGGCCUUCCGGUCGUUUCGAGAUUAUUAAUUCUGUUCAUCCGAAGCCCCCCACUCUAAUUUCCAGCUCUUUAGGAAACAUCACGCGCGAGAAUCAGCUAGCAACUCCCAGUUUUGGAGUUCAGAUAGUGUUUGAUGCCUUCAUCCAAUAAUCGGUAAAGUUCAUAGUUCAAAGACAGGUAGAGUAUUACCAGGGGCGAAUGUGGUCGCUCUUGGGCCUCAACUUUCGGAUGUUACCUUUUUGAGUUUUGAGGCAAGGAAAGAGCAAUUAAAUAAGAGGUUGUAAAGCACAUCCUGCUUUCUGAACCUCAUCUUUGACCUGGGC
Marchantia polymorpha subsp. ruderalis is the source of this 3379-nucleotide messenger RNA. The record is from the annotation of a GenBank genome assembly. NCBI's taxonomy places the organism in Eukaryota, Viridiplantae, Streptophyta, Marchantiopsida, Marchantiales, Marchantiaceae.